Neomonachus schauinslandi (Hawaiian monk seal) is the source of this 4610-nucleotide messenger RNA. RefSeq names its product zinc finger and BTB domain containing 40 (gene ZBTB40). Bases 33 to 3743 code for a protein of 1236 amino acids. Gene Ontology annotation, molecular function: DNA-binding transcription factor activity, RNA polymerase II-specific; protein binding; RNA polymerase II cis-regulatory region sequence-specific DNA binding. Gene Ontology annotation, cellular component: nucleus. The record is from RefSeq and is a predicted model, not a curated record. NCBI's taxonomy places the organism in Eukaryota, Metazoa, Chordata, Mammalia, Carnivora, Phocidae. Gene Ontology annotation, biological process: regulation of transcription by RNA polymerase II. The transcript has 17 exons.
GGCAAGAACUCCUCAGGGGCAGAGUGGAGGCGAUGGAGCUCCCCAACUACAGCCGGCAGCUGCUGCAGCAGCUCUACACUCUGUGCAAGGAGCAGCAGUUCUGUGACUGCACCAUUUCCAUCGGUGCCAUUUACUUCAGGGCCCACAAGCUCGUCCUGGCUGCGGCCAGCCUCCUGUUCAAAACCCUGCUGGACAACACAGACACCAUCUCCAUCGAUGCGUCUGUGGUGAGCCCCGAGGAGUUUGCCCUCUUGUUAGAAAUGAUGUACACUGGCAAACUACCCGUGGGCAAGCACAACUUCUCCAAAAUCAUCUCUCUGGCCGACAGCCUCCAGAUGUUUGAUGUGGCCGUUAGUUGUAAAAAUCUUCUGACCAGCCUUGUGAACUGCUCUGUUCAGGGUCAGGUGGUAAGGGAUGUCUCCGUACCAUCCUCAGAGGCGUUCAGGAAGGAACCGGAGAAGCCUGAAGUAGAAAUCCUUGCCUCUGAGGGCGCUGCAGAGUCUCAUCCUUCCCUGGAGGCUUCUGCCCCUCUAGGGGGCCCUGUGAAAGCCGAGACUGAGGACACACGAGAGAUGAGUAUGGGGCCUUCCAGUGCCCAGGAGAUGCAGGGGAACAUAGACACCCCAGUAGAGACUCCUCGUCCAUCUGAAGUUUGUUCCCCCUCUCCUGCUGUACAAGCCUUUAGAGAGGCAAAGGGGGCAAGCACAGAGCCAGAGUAUGAGAGGAAACACCAUCAGCUGAAUUUUCUUCUAGAGAAUGAAAGUGUCUUCUCUGAUGCACUCUUGGUUACCCAGGAUGUUUUAAAAAGACUAGAAGAAUGUUCGGAAAUUAAAGGUGCACAGGAGGAGACUAUAAUGGGAUGUCUUGAGGGUGAAGAAGGACACUCGGCAUUCCAGAGAAUCCUGGAUAAAGUAAGAGAUGAGAGCCUGGAUGUUCAGACUGUCGUGUCGCUCUUGAAGCUGUACCAAGAUUCCAAUCCCGCAGUAAAGGCAGCACUGUUAGACAGAAAACCAGAUGUCAACGUGGUGCAGCCAAAAGGGAGCACAGAGGAGGGAAAGACCUUGUCUGCUCUGUUACUAGAACACAAAGAGGACCUGAUCCAGUGUGUCACACAGCUGAGACCUAUCCUGGAGUUCCUGGAAACAGCCAAGGAGGAAUUCCUGACUGGCACUGAGAAAAGGGUGAUCCUGGAUUGCUGCGAGGGCGGGACACCCAAGGAGACGAUGGAGAAGCUUCUGCACAGUGUGUCUGAAGAUAAGACUCUGACUGCAGAGAGUUUGGUAAAACUCCUUCAGGCUGUGAAACCGACAUCACCACACUUGGGCCUUCUGCUGGAGAAUUUGCAGCGAUUAGCCACCUCGUCAGGCACCCCAGUCCAAGCAAGCCCUGAUGAUUAUGGGACCGAGCUGUUGAGGCGGUAUCAUGAAAACCUCUCGGAGAUUUUCACAGACAACCAGAUAUUACUAAAAAUGAUCCCACACGUGAAGGGUUUAGCCCGUGGAGAAAGAGAGGUCAUGGAGAAGCUCGUGAAACGUGACUCUGGCUCGGGUGGUUUCAGUUCUCUGAUGUCAGCAGUUCUAGAAAAGCAGACUCUCUCCGCAACAGCCAUUUGGCAAUUGCUGCUGGUGGCUCAGGAGACCAAGACCUGCCCCCUGAACCUGCUCAUGGAGGAAAUACGAAGGGAAUCUGGUGCCGAUGCCUUCUUCCGGGCAGUGGCCAGCCCAGAAAGUGCAGCCUUGGAAGCCGUCCUGAGGCAUCGCAGACUGAUCCUAGAGGCCAUCCAACAGGGGGUGGGACUCAAGUGCUUUACUGCAGAGGAGGAACAGCUGGUAGACGCUGUGAAGGAGAUUCUGAGCAUUUCCUCUGAGACAGCCAGCCCUGAAGCUUCCCUGAAAGUAGUGCUGAGCAGAGCCAUGGAAAAAUCUGUCCCGGCCAUUGAAAUAUGUCACCUCCUGUGCAGCGUCCACAGAUCUUUCCCAGACCUGCAGCCUGUCAUGCAUGAGUUAGCAUACACUGGCUUCCUUACUCAGGAAAGUGGAGGGAGGGAAAGAUGGAAGGUGAACACCAAAUUUCACCGUGAAGCCAACGACAGAACAGAUGAGAAAGUAGCCGAGCCAGCAGAGGAAGGCUGCCAGCCUGGGAAACAGAGCGGUCAAGGCGAGACCGGUUCCUUGCCAGAGCAACAAGAGAAAGACACGUCUGCCUCCCCCGACUCUGCCAAGAAGAGCUUCGUCUGUAAGGCCUGUGACAAAAGCUUCCAUUUCUACUGCCGCCUGAAGGUGCACAUGAAGCGCUGCCGGGUGGCCAAGAGCAAACAGGUGCAGUGUAAGGAGUGCAGCGAGACCAAGGAUUCUAAGAAGGAGCUGGAAAAACAUCAGCUGGAGGCUCAUGGUGCAGGAGGAGAGCCCGAUGUCCCGAAGAAGAAGAAGAAGAGGCUGCCGGUGACAUGUGACCUCUGUGGAAGAGAAUUUGCCCAUGCCUCAGGCAUGCAGUACCACAAACUGACAGAGCACUUUGACGAGAAGCCUUUCUCCUGUGAAGAGUGUGGGGCCAAGUUUGCAGCCAAUUCAACCCUGAAGAACCACCUUCGCCUUCACACGGGGGACCGCCCGUUCAUGUGCAAGCACUGCCUCAUGACCUUCACCCAGGCUUCUGCCCUGGCCUACCACACCAAGAAGAAGCACUCAGAAGGGAAAAUGUACGCCUGCCAGUACUGUGACGCUGUGUUCGCCCAGUCCAUUGAGCUGUCCCGCCACGUGAGGACCCACACCGGCGACAAGCCAUAUGUCUGCAGGGACUGUGGCAAGGGCUUCCGGCAAGCCAACGGCCUGUCCAUCCACCUGCACACCUUUCACAACAUAGAAGACCCGUACGACUGCAAGAAAUGCAGGAUGAGCUUCCCCACUCUGCAGGACCACCGCAAGCACAUCCACGAGGUGCACUCCAAGGAGUACCACCCCUGCCCCACGUGCGGCAAGAUCUUCAGUGCCCCCUCCAUGCUGGAGCGGCACAUGGUGACCCACGUCGGAGGGAAACCCUUCAGCUGUGGGAUCUGCAACAAGGCCUACCAGCAAUUGUCUGGUUUGUGGUACCACAAUCGGACCCACCACCCUGAUGUGUUUGCUGCUCAGAACCAUCGAUCUUCCAAAUUCUCGUCACUCCAGUGCAGCUCCUGUGACAAAACCUUUUCCAACACCAUUGAACACAAGAAGCACAUCAAGGCAGAGCACGCAGAUAUGAAGUUCCACGAAUGUGACCAGUGUAAGGAGCUCUUCCCCACGCCAGCAUUGCUACAAGUUCACAUCAAGUGCCAGCAUUCAGGGUCCCAGCCGUUCAAGUGCUUGUACUGUACGGCCACCUUCCGCUUCCCGGGAGCACUGCAGCACCACGUCACCACGGAGCACUUCAAGCAGUCAGAGAGCACCUUCCCCUGUGAGCUCUGCGGGGAGCUCUUCACCGCCCAGGCCCAGCUGGAUGGUCACUUGGAAUCUGAACACCCAAAGGUGAUGGGCUCUGAACCCCAAGCAGCAGCCUCACAGGUGGUGCAGGUGAUCCAAACCCCAGAGCCGGCGGCCCCGGCAGAGCAGGUGAUCACUUUGGAGGAGACCCAGCUUGCUGGGUCACAGGUGUUUGUGACGUUGCCAGAUUCGCAGACAUCUCAGUCCAGCUCUGAGCUUGUGGCCGUGACCGUGGAGGAUUUGCUAGAUGGUACUGUGACCCUGAUCUGUGGCGAGGCCAAGUGAGUGGCCGAUCAUCCCAUGGAGGCUCCUGCGUUUGCAGCAGAGCGAGCGUUCCACGGCUUGCCGUUGGCCCUCAGUCCCUGGCUGUCCUGAGUAGCGAGCAUCUCAGCCUGCACCAAUCAGAGCACUCUCACUUUGUUCUCACAGAACCAACAGUGUUGGGGUCCUGGGCACGGACGCCACUGCCCUCCCCAGGGGACAGGCCUACUUCCCACAGACCUGCUGCUGUGGCCUCUGAUGAGCAGUGGGAUGGGAGCUGGUGACCGGGGCACUGGAGAGGUGCCGCAGGCCGGCGGCCUUCACUGUGCAGCAUGGCGGGUAGAGGUGGGCCUGCAGCCCACAGACUGGGCCCUCCAAUGGUGCCGGUGCUUCCUGGCCAUUUAGAAGUGAGAGAAAAGCACCAACACACCAUCCAGAGACCCCCCGGCUAGAGCACACUUGGCUCCCUCCUCACUCUGUCAUCUUCCCAUCCGCUUGGGUGGCCUGGCCCUCUCCUGGUGGCAGGACAGGGAGCAGCGUGUUCACACAGGCCGAGUCCCAGCUCAUCAGUACAGUUAGCCCUUGCCCAAACCAAGCCUUGCAGGGUUUCUGCGGGAUGCGCUCCCUGUGGGGCCGUCCAGCUGCAGACAAUCCCUGCCCUUCCAGAAUCUUCUCCGCGGUGUUCUAUACCCGAGGGCUGUCCCCGCAGCCUUCCGUGUUCUCCUCAGAGCCGAGACUGUCUUCCCCUCGCUCCAGAGCCUGUGGAGGGCUCACGAACCAGCGCCGGGUGCCGGGGUGCCCCGGCUCCUCCCCCUGCCACCGUCUCCCUGCCUUGUGAGCGGCCUGCUGUCCAGUUCCUCCAGGCAGCGCCUGUUACUGCGGGCUAGUGAU